GGUGGGCGCCAAGCUUUAAGAGCGUUAGGAAGGCAGCAGCUAAGGCGCAGUUAUGGAAUUACUGCAGGAAGCGCGGGAGCUAGUUUGCUGGGCAGCCGAAGAGAUGGAGGCUCCCGAAGCAGCCCGGGCCCAGGAGUCAACGCUGCGCAGGCUGUGUCUGGGCCAGGGGGCUGACAUCUGGGCCUAUAUCUUGCGGCAUGUGCACAGCCAGAGGAAUGUCAAGAAGAUCCGGGGAAACCUACUCUGGUAUGGCCACCAGUACAGUCCAGAGGCGUGUCGGAAGUUGGAGCUGGAAGCUGCUGUUGCCCGCCUGCAGGCAGAGAUCCAGGAAUUAGACCAGAGCCUGGAGUUGAUGGAUCGAGAGACUGAGGCUCAGGACAUGGCCAUGGAGCAAGUGCUGCAGAACAUGCAAGACACCCAGCGGCGUGCUCUCCUUCUCCGGGCCCAAGCUGGGGUCAUGCGAAGACAGCAGCGUGGCCUCCAAAAUCCCAUGCAGUGGCUACAGAAUCAGCUCAGGCGCCUGCAGGACACAGAGAGGAAGGCCAAAGUGGAUGUAACCUUUGGACCCUUGACAUCAGCAGCCCUGGGCUUGGAGCCUGUAGUCCUGGGUGAAGUCCGAACAGCCUGCACCCUCCGAACCCAGUUCCUGAAGAACCUCCUGAUUCCUCAGGCCAAAGGAAGCAGUAUCCCAACCCCUCAAGAUGACAACUUCGGAACUUCCUACCAGCAGUGGCUUAGCUCAGUGGAGACACUGCUGACAAACCACCCUCCAGGCCACAUCCUGGCCACCUUGGAGCACCUGGCUGCGGAGCGGCAGGCAGAGAUUCAGUCCCUGUGCAGUCCGGACGGGCUCCGAGAUACAGAGAUAGCCAGGUCCCAGGAACCAGACCAGUCAGACUGCAGCCAAGCCCUGCCAUCCAUGGUGCAUCUCAUCCAGGAGGGCUGGCAGGCUGUGGGUGCACUGGUCACCCAGCGGGGGCCCCUCCUGAAGGAGCAUCAAAUCUUGACCCGGCGCCUCCAGAGCCUGAUGGAGGAAAUGGAGAGAUGUACACUGGGAUCCAGUGAGAGGCAGGCAUUGAUGCUGGGGCUCCGGGGCUGUGGCCUGUGGGCAGAGCUCAAGGCCCUCAAUGCCCAGAGCCAGGAGCUGGAGGAGGCGGCUGGGCAGCGGCAGCUUCUACUACAAGAGCUACAGGCCAAACAGCAACGGAUCCUGCACUGGCGCCAGCUGGUGGAGGAGACACAGGAACAGGUCCGCCUGCUCAUCAAGGGCAACUCAGCCAGCAAGACGCGCCUGUGCCGGAGCCCCGGGGAGGUACUGGCUCUGGUUCAGCGAAAAGUGGUCCCCACAUCUGAGGCAGUGGCACCACAGAGCCAAGAGCUGCUUCGCUGUCUAGAGGAGGGGGCCCGGCACCUGCCCCACCUUCCACUGGGCACCCUGCUUCGGCACAACCCUGGAGAGUUACAGCCCCUGCCCAUGGUCCUGCCAUCUAUCCACCAGCUGCAUCCUGCAUCUUCAAGGGGCCCCAGCCUCAUAGCGCUAAGCCACAUUCUAGGGUUGCCUGCAGGGAAGGCUCCAGAGCUGCUCCUCCCAAAGGCUGCCUCUCUUCGCCAGGACCUUCUGUUUCUCCAGGACCAGUGGAGUCUCCGGUGUGCGGAUCUGCUCCACAUGAAGACCAGCCUACCGCCAGGACCACCCACCCAAGAGCUGCUGCAGAUCUGGGCAUCCCAGGAAAAGGAGCAGAAAGAGAAUCUGGGGCAGGCUCUGAAGCAACUGGAGAACCUGCUGAAACAAGCGCUGGAGAGAAUCCCAGAGCUGCAGGGGAUUGUGGGGGACUGGUGGGAGCAGCCGGGCCAAGUUGCCCUCUCUGGGGAGCUCUGCCACGGCCUGCCCCUGCCCCAGUGGCGGCUGCGCUGGGUCCAAGCCCAAGGCACCCUGCAGCAGCUGUGCAGAUGAAGAGGGGGCUCAAACAGGAGUCAAGAGCUUCACAUCUGUUUACCCUGACACCUCACCUCUCUCAAUAUGGAAGAAAGCAUCAGCUGGGUGUAUCAGCCCAUUGUCUCUACCCACAUCUGCCAUCCGCCUCACAGGCUGUUCUGCUGUUCUUGUCAACUGUCUUGCCCCUGUCUUUUCAUCCCACCGAAGCCAAGAGAAUGGGGCACUCUGACCCCACCCCAGGUCCUCCUGAAACUCCCCUCAUCACUUUCACCCUCAGCAAAAAGUAAUUGAGCACUGGCUCCAAACACCGAGGAUCCAGCACUGAACAAACGGGACAAAAGUCCUCGCCUUCAGAGAGUUGUCAUUCUAGGACAGGGAAACAGACCACUGACAAGAUAAAUAAGCAAAAUAUCUAGCAUCUGCAUGGAGAAAAAGUAGGUUGUAGGAGGUGCAAUUUUAAAUAGAGGGCUAUACAGCAAAGGUCACACUUGGUAACUGUCAUGUGAGGUGUGCAAAGGCCCUGAGUGCAAAUGUGAGGGCCAAGGAGAUAGUACAGCUUUGGGCUGGGGUUGGUGGGGAGAUAAGAUUGUCUUCUAGUUUUUGUCUAGUUUCUUUUUUUACAUUUAAAUCUCUGAGCCAUUUGGAAUUUAUGCAAAUGGAUCCAAUUUUGUCUUACUUGACAUAUAUCCACUCUGAGCAUUGGUUGCCCUUGAAGGAGCUGUGGAUGGCAGGGAUCAGCCAAGGAGGACACAAGGAAACUUUCUAGAGUGGAAAAUAUAUUAUUGUUGACUCUCAAACAACGUGGGAUGUUAGGGGUGCUGACCUCUCACACAAUUUAAAAUUCACAUGUAACUUUUGACUCCCCCAAAACUUAACUACUAAUAGCCUACUCUUGACUGGAAGUCUUACCAAUAACAUAAAGUCAAUUAACACAUAUUUUGUACGUUAUAUGUAUUAUAUACUGUGUUCUUACAAUAAAGUAAGCUAGAGAAAAAAGUGUUAAAAUCAAAAAGAAAAUACAUUUACAGUGCUGUAUUAUUUAUUGAAAAACAUCCGUGUAUAAGUGGACCUACACAGUUCAAAGCCAUAUUUUUCAAGGGUGAACUGUGUAUAUUGAGAGUGAUGGAGUUACAUAGGUAUAAAGAUUUGUUAGAACUCAUCUAGCUGUAUUUUUCAGGUCUGUGCAUUUCACUGUGUGAAUUAUUCUUCAAUUUAUAAAAACUUGAUCCAACUUAUAAAGUAAAACUUUCUCCACCUAAACUAUAUAAAGUGAAACUUUAGGUAAUUUGAGAUGCCACCUUUUCAUACACUAAAAAUCUAUGCGUAGUUGGGCUGUAUCUGGGUGCAUAUGAUUUUCUUCCAAAGAGCAUGGAAAGGGAGUUUGAGGGUUUUAAGUAACUUUAUAGUGGAGAACCCUGACAAACUACAUUAGCCAGGAGAUCAAAGUUGACAUCAAUAGUGGUCAGUCAUGUUGAUAGUAUGUAUCCUUGAUAGGAUAUGAUGAGAAUUGCACUUUCAUGGUCUUUUCUGGAAAAAAAAAAAAUCUAAUGAGAAAAAAUGGAAAAUCCCAAAUGAGCAACAUUCUACAAAAUACCUGAAAAUUACUUCUCAAAACUGCUGAAGUCAUGAAAAACAAGGAAAGUGUGAGAAAUUGUGACAAGCAGAGAAACCUAAGGAUACAUAACUAAAUGUAAUGUGGUAUCCUGGUUGGAAUGGAACAGAAAAGGGCAACACUACUGAAAUCUGAAUAUGAACUCUAGUUAAUGUUUGUAAUGUUUUUAAAAAGGCUUCCUACCCUCUUUUUAUCAUUUCUCUAGUGCAGAAGCAAACAAAAGCAUUUAUUUGUGCUUAUUUUAACAAAGCAUUUAGCAGUAUUUAGCAGUAUUUUAACAAAGCAUUUAUUUGUGUUGAUUCAGACUGGGACCUCAAAAAACCAAAACAGCCAAUAAAAUUGUUUUAACAAGAAAAAAAAAAGACCAACCAACCAA
Pteropus alecto (black flying fox) is the source of this 3924-nucleotide messenger RNA. It is a transcript of the gene HAUS5, whose product is annotated as HAUS augmin like complex subunit 5. The record is from RefSeq and is a predicted model, not a curated record. Bases 53 to 1954 code for a protein of 633 amino acids. Lineage: Eukaryota; Metazoa; Chordata; Mammalia; Chiroptera; Pteropodidae. Gene Ontology annotation, biological process: centrosome cycle; spindle assembly. The transcript has 19 exons. Gene Ontology annotation, cellular component: HAUS complex; centrosome.